GACGGGCAUUGUGUAAGGCGUCUCGCCAUAAGCUGUCAGUGGCACUGCCCGUGAAUCUCUCCGAGUCCAUUCCUGUUAUCCUUCGUCCUCCUUUCACUGUGCUAUUUGGGUUCACAAUGCACAUGGAGGUCGACAUACAUUCGCCUCCAUACAAAGGCACGCGUUCAUACUCCACAAAAAGGCCCCGCUCCCCAGACGACUCAAUAGUUUCGGAGCGUCAUUCAAAACGCCUGUCUUUAGCUAUAGGUAAUGCGCGUUUGCCACAGACCAGAACCUCCCACAAUGGGGUCAUUACCCAAACUUCUGACAGUACACUUCGGCCAUCUCCCGAGGAUUGGGUGCGGCAGACUAGAGGACUUACAAUCGAUAGUCCUCUAGCAGUCACUGAAUUUCCCUUUUCAUGCCAAUCUGUCAACCAGGAUGCCAUAGACGAUAAUAUGACUUUAGAUUAUGAUGAAGGCACGCACAUAAGGUCCCCACCAUUACCUACGCCCAAGCCCAGUCCUCCGAGAAACGUACCGUUCAUACAAAUCUCAACGACAUCCUCUACUCAAUAUCCCCCGCAGCAAUUAUAUCAAGUUUCGAGACAGUCCCACCACCAAACGCCUUCACUAGGCUCAGACCAUCAUCAUCCUCCAAUGAUAUAUCUUCAUCCUGCUACACCAUCUGAUACGCCUUCUCUUCAGAGUUCAUUACAGUUUGGUGCCGAAUCACACCUCCACACACGUCAAAUAUCCCCUAUAUCUAGUUCAAUGUCCGGUACUUCUCCCACUUCUCCCCAACCGAAUUCGCCGAUUUCCUCUGGGCGUAAGCAACGCUUUACCAUGGGCCCCCGAGCGGAUUGCAUCAAGUGUAGAACAGGGGUGAAGGGCCAUUGGAUGCAUGUUGG
Molecule: messenger RNA, 889 nt
Organism: Serpula lacrymans var. lacrymans S7.9
Lineage: Eukaryota; Fungi; Basidiomycota; Agaricomycetes; Boletales; Serpulaceae
Exons: 4
Source: RefSeq, a predicted model, not a curated record